AUGGCAUCGAAAGCACCUCCUCUUCCUUCUUCCCCACCUCCUCCUUAUACUCCUCGUCGUGAAAGAUAUCUAGAAACAUCAAUCCGGAAAUGCAUUCCAAAAGAGCUAAUUCCUGAGACUUGGAAAUUCAUGACAUAUCCAAGCGACAAACCUGAAUUUACACUUAACAUCGAGUCCCUCUUCUCCCAAGGACAACCACAACUUGGAAUGUUCGAGUCCGCCAAGGAGUUAGGCGACACUGUUGCCCAGUACAUGGAGUUCCCGAAGAACAAGGAGCACUUCAAAAAGAGCCGAACCACACGCAUCGAACGAUUCCCCGAAUUUCCCAAAAGCCUGACGGGAAAGUGGUGCAUGUAUACAAACGAUCUAUACAAAGUCUUCGACUAUCACAAAUACUCUACACUUAGAGUGGAUACAAAUGGGUUGGCUGAGGUGGUGCUGGAGGAUAUGUGGGACGAACUUCGAAUUGAGAAGCAUCACACAAUGUUUGUAUGUCCACAUGAACCACUGCCACCGACUUUCGACAAUGCACAUCGGGGAAUUCUUCUUGCUGACCUGAUGGCUAAAGGUAGCACUGUACCUUUGAAUGCCAAGAUUGAUUGGAUGUGGUUGGCGAAGACAGGGGAAAAUGAUAUGACUACUGCUAUUCUCGAAUCGAUGGGCAAGCAUGUCGCAAACUUUCCGUAUGUGGACAAUAAAGAAGCCCAAAAAAUAGUCUCAUGGGUUGGAUAUGUUUUGGGUGAAGCUACCGUGUUCAUCCAAAAAUUAGGAAUCCACUUGCCACCGGCGACUUCGCUUGCUCCACCAGACGAUAAACCGACACCAGUGAUUCGACUAUUCUCAAGUGACAGCAAAUCAUUUGUGUUUGCUCAGGAUUUUCAAGACAUUCUAUUCGAAUAUAAUACUCUUUCCCCCGAAUAUAUAAAAUCGAUUAGUAAAUUAAUCGGAAUGAAAACAAUGUCAACAUUGUCCUACGAAGAAGUCAUGGAAAUGGUGGAGAAAGUGGGAAAUCCCGAUUUGAAAAAGCUGGAGUUUGCUAAGAUGAAGAAUGAUCUCUUGAUGUUCACUCAGACUCCGAUUCCAACUUAUCAUAGUAGAUUCUGUAGCCUUGCUGCGGAUGCUCUCUACGAACUUCUGAUGGAUAUUAUUGUGGCGAAGAAGGUAUUUCAUACAUUUCAAGAGAAGGAUUGGAAUAAAAUCAAUGAGUUCUUCGAGUCUAUAAAAUCUCACUUCGACAUCGAUAGAGACAUCUACUUUAUAGAUUUUGAGGAGGUGGAGAAUAUCAAGAAAAAGUGGGAGAAGUUCUACAUUGACCACUUGAAGCGAGACUCCAAACUCAUCCAACUCAAAAAAGAUAAAUUUGAUGUGAACGGCUUGAUAAGAACACUCAAAUUCCUGAAAUUGGAUAAAUGCUUUGGAGACAUUGUGGAAUAUGCGCAUCCUAUCUUCACAGAAAUGGAGAACCUGAAACUGAACGGCAAGAUUUGGACAUCCCCUCAUUAUCUCUAUGUAGCAAUUGCACAAUGUCAAAUGAACUGUCUCGCUCGGAAGGUGCCCUGGAUUCUGGAGUUCUUUGAGAAGCAAAAUUCGUGCAACCGAAUGAACAUUAUGAAUAUUUCUACCGGUCAAGGAGAUAUCGAUUUGGACAAGUUGGUGGCGGAGUUGGAACAGAUGGGAACGAGUGAUAAGAAGCAAGGAGCUAAAGGGAAUGUGGCUAACAAGAAGAACAAGAAUAAUAAAAAGAAGUAA
Molecule: messenger RNA, 1749 nt
Organism: Caenorhabditis remanei
Lineage: Eukaryota; Metazoa; Nematoda; Chromadorea; Rhabditida; Rhabditidae
Exons: 2
Coding region: 1-1749 (582 amino acids)
Biological process (GO): innate immune response
Cellular component (GO): membrane raft
Source: RefSeq, a predicted model, not a curated record